Messenger RNA from Knipowitschia caucasica, 435 nucleotides. Lineage: Eukaryota; Metazoa; Chordata; Actinopteri; Gobiiformes; Gobiidae. The record is from the annotation of a GenBank genome assembly.
AUGAACCUCAGAGACCCUCCUGAGACGCCCUUUAACUCUGCUCCACAGACGCUCUUUAACUCUGCUCCACAGACGCCCUUUAACUCUGCUCCACAGACGCCCUUUAACUCUGCUCCACAGACGCCCUUUAACUCUGCUCCACAGACGCCCUUUAACUCUGCUCCACAGACGCCCUUUAACUCUGCUCCACAGACGCCCUUUAACUCUGCUCCACAGACGCCCUUUAACUCUGCUCCACAGACGCCCUUUAACUCUGCUCCACAGACGCCCUUUAACUCUGCUCCACAGACGCCCUUUAACUCUGCUCCACAGACGCCCUUUAACUCUGCUCCACAGACGCCCUUUAACUCUGCUCCACAGACGCCCUUUAACUCUGCUCCACAGACGCCCUUUAACUCUGCUCCACAGACGCCCUUUAACACAGAGAUCAUGUAA